GAGGCUAAAUUCGAAACUACAGCUUCCGACUCUGUUAAAGGUUGGACCUGGAUACGCAUGGUUUUCAGACUUUUGGCAUGAGGUUGGUCACAACGUAAUUUUCCGAAUAAAUUACAUGUGACUACCGUUUCAGGGCAGCUCGCUUUGUGUCUCCAGGUUCAGCGACUUCCAGAAAUUCUCGAUUAGAAUUACUGUCGUUUCGGAGAAUUUGCGACUAAGGGAUUUCGUGCUCUUGAUUGUUUUGGCGGUCGACUUUCAGUACUAGACCUUCUUGUUUACAUCCUGCUUUGGGAUUGUCGGCACGAGCUCCGUGCCCUAAGCAUUAAUGUCUUGUCUGGAAAGGUUACCCUGUUCCCGAUUGUCACAGAUCGAAGGUAGCUUGUUGCGCUCUGGAGGUUGGGAGUCAAAUUGCGCACACCACUAAUUCCGGAUUCGAGGCCGUUCGUUGGGAGGUAUUCAAAUCAAGGCCCCGACCUCGCAAUGAGUCUGCUUAUGUUGUGUAUCAAAGAAGUCACUCUUUUGGGACUGCACUGCAAAUACUGAAUACCUUCGCCUCUAUGGACGGUUUCGGAUUGAGAAAUGGCCCUACGCAAUUGAAAAUGUGUGGUAUAGGUGAAGCAAGUGUUCAAAUUCCUCUGACUUUUAUCGUCGUGUUCGAGUGAAACUUGCGAUGACGGCCGGCCUCCGAAGACUCGACGUGCACUUCGAUUUCUCUAGAGUCACCAUCAAUGUUCAAAAUGCCACCACCUUCCCUCAAUCACCUACCUCUCAUCCACCGUCUCAUGACCAUUCUGGCCCAGAACAAAGCUCCUACUUCGCUCGGUCAUUAAAUUCCAGCGUGGUAGUGGUUAUGGGGGUUUUGCUCUUUGCGCUAAUUGCGGCGGCCUUUAUCAAUACCAUAGCUAGGUGCCUCUUGCGUAGACGACAGACGCAGCCAUCCGAUGAUCAUAAUGAGAGGGAGAAGGGGCUCGACAAGAGCGUCAUCGAGGCUCUUCCUGUGGUAGCUUACAGCCCUGAUUCCAUAAAAUCCUCAUUUGAUCCGUCGGGGGAAAAUGAUUGCGUGGUGUGUCUGAGCGGAUUUGUUGAAGGGGAAAAAGUCAGGCUGCUUCCGCACUGCAAACACGGAUUCCAUCUGGUUUGUAUUGAUACAUGGCUUCUCUCACAUACAACAUGCCCCGUUUGCCGUCGCAGUGUUCACCCUGCCGAGACUUGCAGUGAGAGCGACACCGACGCUUCGCUUACUCCUCCGACAUUGGAAAUCAGCUCUAGGUCUGGGAAUGCGAGGAAUGCAAACACUGAUGUAGAAAUUGUUGAACCCAGUGCACAUCAGCGAGUGACGUCUUAGUCGACCCAGCCGCUGCGGCAGCAAUUGCAACCCCCGGCGCGAGCAGGAGCCGUCCCAAAGAGGUUGUUCGGUUUCAUGCUACACACCAAGGGCAUGUCUAGUAUUAUCCAUAGCUUGGGGCCUCGCAGGUUUGCUGCUCGGAAUCUGGGUGCCGUGGUAUAUUUGAGGCUAUAUUUUCCUGAGAGACAUUGCUGUCGUUUCCGUUGCUCAUUGCAAAUUCAUGUCCCAACUGCAGAGAUUACUUGCUUGAUUAACUUCUCUGUCAUGUCCGGGGGGGCUUUCAAAAAGAAAGGAAAAGGUCGCAGGGUGAGGUACGAAUUUUCCGGAUAUUUGUGAUCUUCAUGAAAGAGGAGGGAAAGGAAUGUAAUUUGUAGCAUAAGAAGUUGAGCCAUGGCUGCGAAGUGUUCCUGGGUGAAGAGGUCAACAUGUUCUGGCGUUGGAUCAACACUGGGAGCACAAAAAUUAUGCUCACUCUAGCUAACACCGUGACGGUGACGACUAAGGGUUAACUAUAAAAGCCACUCAGAUUAUCGAAUCUGGCUAUGGAGUUGAGAAGCAUACUGUAGGGUUUCGUGAAGUGUUCGAUAUCAAGCAUCGUCACAAAAGUGACGAGUGUUGCAUAUUAACCAGACUGGUGAGCAACUUUGAUGUCUCCAAUGCUGCUCUUGGGAUCCUAAACCCCGAGGAUUCAUUCUUGUCAGUGAUAUUUGUGUAGAUGUAGCGGAACCUAAAUCCUGUCGCUUUAGCGCAACUUGAUGUUGGAAUUCAACUGUCGAGUUCAAUGAACGAUUGUACGGAAUUGGGCGUCCAGUCCUAUUAUUGCAUGGUUUGUGGGACUCAAAACCUACGAGGUUCCCCAAAGCGUUGGAGCCCGCAAUGGACAAAACCGUGACGGUGAAAUAAAGCUAGUUUAUUUUUGCACAGGUGCAUUAAAAGCACUUGAACUCUAAACAACA
This is a messenger RNA of Physcomitrium patens, 2301 nucleotides long. Its product is annotated as RING-H2 finger protein ATL8. Gene Ontology annotation, molecular function: transferase activity. Gene Ontology annotation, biological process: protein ubiquitination. The record is from RefSeq and is a predicted model, not a curated record. Lineage: Eukaryota; Viridiplantae; Streptophyta; Bryopsida; Funariales; Funariaceae.